Messenger RNA from Thecamonas trahens ATCC 50062, 1605 nucleotides. RefSeq lists its product as uncharacterized. The record is from RefSeq and is a predicted model, not a curated record. Gene Ontology annotation, biological process: rRNA processing; ribosomal large subunit assembly. Lineage: Eukaryota; Apusomonadida; Apusomonadidae. Gene Ontology annotation, cellular component: nucleolus. Gene Ontology annotation, molecular function: 5S rRNA binding. The coding region runs from base 16 to 1605 and encodes 529 amino acids. The transcript has a single exon.
GCGGGAGGGAACGAGAUGGCCAAGAAGAAGACUGGGAGGAAGAACAAGCGGAAGAGGGCCAACUCGGGCAAGCAUGCCGAUGUCUCGGACGUGAUUGAGGCGGUCCAUGCUGCCUCGGAGAUGGCGGCCCAGGGUGGACCCAUCGAGGCUCAGGAUGAUGAUGAUCUGUUCUUUACUGAUACGAAGCCGACGGCAAAGCUGAUGACCCGUGCCGAACGGAAGGCUGCUGCUCGUGCCAAGGUCCUCCACAUCGAUGCCAAGCUUAGCUCCAAGGCGGUGGCCAUUGGCGCCUCGUCGCUCUACACCGGGCGGGUGAGCGAGAACCAGAGGAAGAAGGCCGCAGCUGCUGCCAAGGCGCGGCUCCGCGAUUCAGAGGCAAUUGCCCAGCGGCGUGCAGCGAAGAACGCUGAGGCUCGCCGCCAGCGCGCGAUGGACCUCCUCCGGAAAGGCGAGAAGCCGCGGUCGCUGGCUGAGCUUGCCAAUGCCAAGAAGCUCGAGCGGCAGAAGCGGCGGGCUGUGAUCGUCGACCUGAACGAGGACGCCAGUUCGCAGCAGGUCGAAAUUGUCGACGCGUGGGCCGAGCCGGUCGGCCGGGAGAAGAUUCUCGCCGAGGAGAACGUCGACGACUACGUGGCCGACACCAUCAUGCCUGUCAAGCGGCGCAAGCUGCUGAGUGGGCACAAGAUGGUGGCCAACGUCCGGGUGGCGGCGCCGGGCCAGUCGUACAACCCGGUCACCUCCGAGCACACCAAACACCUCGUUGACGCUGCCGCCGGACAGAUCAAGCGGAACAAGGCCAAGGCCAAGCUCGACUCUGAGCUGCCUGCCAAAUCCGUCAGGGCGGUGACCGACGUCGUGUCCUCGCUCCUCCCUCUGGACAUGAUGAUGGACUCGGACGACGACGGCGCGUCCGACUCGGAGAGCCUCGACGAGGAGGCCAAGGCCGAGAUUGCCAUUGCGCGGAAGAUGCGCGAGAUGCAGGCUAACCGCAAGCCGCGGACCGCGCGUCAGCGGCGGAACAUUACUAUCAGCAAGGUGAAGAACGAGGAAGCCCGCCGCAGGAAGCUGGAGCGCCGCAAGAGGAACGAGCUCUACCUGCUCAAGAGGCUGAAUAAGGAAGUUCUCGCAGAGAUCGAGAUCCGUCGGGCCAAGGCCAGCGCCCGUGCCGCCGCCGCCGCCGCCGCGCCGGCCGCUCCGAUCACCAAGCUCGGCAAGGGUUCCAUCACCAUUGAGCCCGAGUUCCUGCUCCCCAGCGAGAUUCCGAGCUCGCUCCGCCGUCUCCCUAUCCAGGGCUCGGUCCUUGCCGACCGCAUGACCUCCAUCUACGAGCGCGGUAAGGCCGAGCUGCCCAAGGCCAAGCGCGGAAAGCCGAGCAGGCCGUGGCUCAAGACAAAGGUCCGCAUCCACAAGCGUGACGAGUGGGCCGAGCACCCGCUCAACAACGACGACGAUCUCGAGGACUCAUCGUCUGGCGAUGAAGAUCUCGGCCGCGACGAUCCCAACGCCAACCACAACGCGACCCGCAUCCCCGGCUACGGCCCAAACCAGCGGUCGUCGUCGUCGCGCGGCAGUCGCAACAACCACAACCGCAACAAGAAGCGGUAG